AUGCCUGAAAUGACCGGAGGCCAGGCGCUGGCCAAGUCCUUGUAUCUUGAAGGAGUCAGGGUUAUCUUCGGCCUGCCGGGCGUUCAGUUGUACCAUGCCCUUGACGGCCUGCAGGGUGAGCCUGGCAUCCGUUUCAUUACCACUCGCCAUGAGCAGGCAACAACCUACAUGGCUGACGGAUACGCUCGCGCGGGUGGUGGCAUAGGCACGGCGAUGAUGGUCCCGGGACCCGGCCUGCAGAACGCCUCGGCUGGCAUUGGCACCGCCUUCGCUGCUUCUUCUCCCAUCCUGGUCGUGUCCGGCCAGAUUGAACGUGACUUGAUAGGUUCGGACCGGGGUAUCCUUCACGAAGUUAAUGACCAGUUGGAUACCAUCCGUCCGGUAACUAAGUGGGCAAAGCGCAUUUUGGAUCCGGCGGAGAUUCCCGACGCGGUCCACGAGGCUUUUUAUCACCUCAAGACCGGGCGGCCCCAGACCUGUCGAGAUUGA
Molecule: messenger RNA, 489 nt
Organism: Geodia barretti
Lineage: Eukaryota; Metazoa; Porifera; Demospongiae; Tetractinellida; Geodiidae
Source: the annotation of a GenBank genome assembly